This is a messenger RNA of Prinia subflava (tawny-flanked prinia), 5464 nucleotides long. Its product is annotated as toll-like receptor 7. NCBI's taxonomy places the organism in Eukaryota, Metazoa, Chordata, Aves, Passeriformes, Cisticolidae. The transcript is spliced from 3 exons. The coding region runs from base 159 to 3416 and encodes 1085 amino acids. Gene Ontology annotation, biological process: canonical NF-kappaB signal transduction; defense response to virus; toll-like receptor 7 signaling pathway. Gene Ontology annotation, cellular component: plasma membrane. The record is from RefSeq and is a predicted model, not a curated record. Gene Ontology annotation, molecular function: protein binding; pattern recognition receptor activity.
UAGUGUUUUCUGCUGUUAUUGUGAGUGAGUUAUGUCAUGUUACAUUCUCCUCUGCAGCUCAGCUGAACCACUGGAAAUCACUUUGAUGCUGUUUUCUUCUGCUCCAUUUUACAGUCUCUUCCAGCAUCAAAUCUGGCAGACCUGGAAGCCCAUAAAAAAUGGUCGAAAGGCUGCUAGACUUUGAUGUGCAUCGGUUGUCAGUGACUGCAGAUUGCAUGUCCCUGGCUGGUGACGGCCAGCACUUCAAGGUCUGCUGUGGUGCGCGCCGACAGAUAAAGGUACCUUGUGCAAAGAUGUCAAAUGCAUUGCCAUUUAUCUUGCUCUCCAUAUUCCCAAUGCUGCUGUCAGGGGCUUGGUUUCCCAAAACUUUACCCUGUGAUGUCAAAUCUUCGGAAGGUACUGUGACCGUGGACUGCACUGACCGGCGCCUUACAGACAUCCCCAGAGGGAUCCCUGCAAACGCCACCAACCUUACCCUGAGUAUCAACCAUAUUCCUCAAAUCUACCCAACAUCCUUUGAUCAUCUUGAAAAUCUCCAGGAGAUUGACUUCAGAUGCAACUGUGUGCCUGUCAAACUGGGGCCCAAAAAUCAUGUGUGCACCAGCCCACUGAAAAUUGAGAAUGGUAGUUUUGCUGCCCUGACAAGAUUGAAGUCAUUGUAUUUGGAUGCAAACCAGCUGGCAGAAAUACCCCGAGGUCUUCCUGCUACUUUAACCCUGCUGAGCCUGGAAGCAAACAAUAUCUCUUCUAUCCAAAAAGCCAACUUCUCAGAGCUAGGGAACAUAGAGGCAUUGUAUCUUGGACAGAACUGUUACUACCGCAAUCCAUGCAAUGUUUCAUUUGAAAUUGAGAGAACAGCCUUUCUGGGGCUGAAGAAGUUAACAAUACUAUCCCUGAAGUCCAACAACUUAACACAAAUUCCCCCCAAUCUGUCACCUACUUUAAAGGAAUUGUAUAUUUACAACAACAUGAUUCAAGAGAUUCAAGAACACGAUUUAAGUGGCCUUACCAACCUAGAAAUUCUCGACCUAAGUGGCAAUUGCCCACGUUGCUAUAAUGCUCCAUAUCCUUGUACUCCCUGUCCCAAGAGCUCAAUUCAGAUCCAUUCAAAGGCCUUUGAUUCUUUGCAAAAUUUAAGAAUUUUGCGGCUUCACAGUACCUCUCUUCGAAGCAUACCCAGCAGCUGGUUUAAAAACAUCAAGAAUCUCAAAGAACUUGACCUCUCCCAAAAUUUCCUGAUGAGGGAGAUUGGAGAUGCUCAGUUUUUGAAAUUUAUCCCCAGCCUUGUGCAGCUUGAUCUGUCGUUUAACUUUGAACCGAAGGUGUAUUCUCCCUUCUUGAAUCUUUCUGAGACAUUUUCUUCUCUCUCUAACCUGGAAACCCUGAGGCUCAAGGGCUAUGUCUUUCAAGAACUGAGAGCAAAACAUCUAGAGCCACUGCUCAGUCUUAGGAAUCUAACCAUGUUGGAUCUCGGGACUAAUUUUAUUAAAGUUGCAGACCUGACAGUGUUUGAAAAAUUCCCAGCUCUUAAGUUCAUUGACCUCUCAGUGAAUAAAAUUUCUUCUUCUUCAGGAGAAAGCAACCUCUAUGGAUUUUGCUCUAAUCCAGGCAUUUCAGUUGAGCAGUACCACAGGCAAGUACAAGAGAUGCAUUAUUUCAGGUAUGAUGUGUAUGGGCGAAAUUGCCAUUCCAAAGACAUAGAGGCUUCUUCCUACCAGUCCUUAGUUAAGGAAGAUUGCCUUAACUAUGGAAAAACUCUGGAUUUAAGCAGAAACAAUGUACUUUUUAUUACCCCCUCCGACUUUCAGGGACUUGGCUCCCUCAGAUGUCUCAACUUAUCAGGUAAUGCAAUAAGUCAAACUUUAAAUGGAAGUGAAUUCCUUUACUUGUCUGGAUUGAAAUAUCUGGAUUUUUCUAACAACAGGAUUGAUUUGCUAUACCAAACUGCUUUCAAAGAAUUAACACUUUUAGAAAUUCUAGAUCUGAGCAAAAACAACUAUUAUUUUCAGGCAGAAGGUGUUACUCAUGUGCUAAGUUUUAUGAAAAACCUGGCCCAUUUGAGGAAGCUCAUGAUGAAUGACAAUGACAUUUCUACCACUAUUGAUACUGGAAUGGAAAGUCAAUCUCUUCGAAUUCUAGAAUUCAGAGGAAAUCACUUAGAUGCCCUCUGGAAGGAUGGCAAUGAUAUAUAUUGGUCCUUCUUCAAGAAUCUGACCAGUCUGGAAGAACUGGAUAUUUCCUUCAACUCACUCAGUUUUUUGCCUCCUGGUGUUUUUGAAAAAAUGCCUCCCAGUCUCAAGGUCCUCAACUUAACGAAUAAUCAACUGAAGAGUUUCAUCUGGGACUACCUUCCCUCUCUGAAGAACCUAGUAACUCUGGACCUGAGCAAUAACCUGCUGACUACUGUUCCCCGAGAACUGUCCAAUUGCACUUCAUCUCUCCAGAAACUGAUGCUCCGAAACAAUCGCAUAAAAAUGUUAACUAAGUAUUUUCUCAGAGAUGCUUUUGCACUGAGGUACUUGGACCUCAGCUCCAACAAGAUUGAAAUAAUUAAGAGAUCUAGCUUCCCUGAAAAUGUCAUCAACAACCUGGAGAUGCUGCUUUUGCAUGGCAAUCCUUUUAAGUGCAACUGUGAGGCUGUGUGGUUUGUGUGGUGGAUCAAUCGGACACAGGUGACCAUUCCUCUUCUGGCCACAGACGUGACCUGUGCUGGCCCAGGGGCACAUAAGGGAAAGAGCGUGGUUUUCUUGGAUCUGUACACCUGUGAGCUGGACACGUCGUAUUUGAUCCUGUAUGCUCUGUCAGCUUCAGCCGUGCUUGGCUUGAUGGUGUUCACAGUGAUGAGCCAUCUCUACUUCUGGGAUGUGUGGUAUAGCUACCACUACUGCACUGCCAGGCUGAAGGGCUAUCGGCGCUUGUCUUCACCAGCUGCUUGCUACGAUGCCUUCAUUGCCUAUGACAGUGAAGAUCCAGCUGUGAACGAGUGGGUGCUGCAAGAGCUGGUGGAAAGGCUGGAAAACCAAAAAGCCAGGCAGUUCAAUUUAUGCCUGGAAGGAAGAGACUGGCUCCCAGGGCAGCCGGUCUUUGACAACCUUUCCCAGAGCAUUCAGCUGAGCAAGAAGACCAUAUUUGUGCUGACCCACAGGUACAUUACAAGUGGCCGCUUCAAGACAACAUUUUAUAUGGCUCAUCAGCGGCUUCUAGAUGAAAAGAUGGAUGUCAUUAUCUUGAUAUUUCUUGAGAAGGUCUUGCAGAAGUCCCGCUAUGUCCGUCUGAGGAAGAGGCUGUGCAGAAGCUCAGUCCUGGAAUGGCCAACUAAUCCUCAGUCUCAGCCCUACUUCUGGCAGUGCCUGAAAAAUGCCAUAGCUACCAGCAAUUCUCUGGCUUACAACAAACUUCUCCAAGAAACUGUUUAGUUGUGCUCUUCUUGUAAAUAUUGUUAUGAUACACAUGCACCUUGCUUGGCACUAUCUAGUGUGCAGCAAGAAAUGAUGCACUACCCUGGAGGUCACUGUUGCAGAAAAUCACACCUUCCAGGUUUUAGUUCACUAUAGGCCUCUAGCAUCUCCUAUGAUUGGUUCAAGUGUGGGUUAGACACUUGAUCAACAUGCUGAAGUACACAGAGUGAGGGAGUAACUAGACUUUGCCUAAAAUUUGCUGCUGUUCAGACCCUGUUGGAAUAAAUGGGAUUUUAAUAAAAAUAUAUAGUUUCUUUAUUUGCUAUAUUUAUGAAAAUCAAGAAAAGAAAUCACUGACACAUUUGUGUCUGGAAAUGGCUUUAGAAAAGCUCAUUUAUUGAUCUUAGGGGUUGGGAAAAUAAAAGAUCCCUUUUCUUUUCAUCUUAGGCUUACAGCUUCUGAGUCUACCACUUCUGUCUGAGUGGGGAAACUUUGGAGAGCAAAUUCUGUUGGGAUUGAUGUCAGGGGCUUGGGUCUGGUACAGGAACUCUCCCAUUGUUGUACAGUCAAAAAGUUCACAAAUCUGAAGAGACAUGGAAGUAUGUGUAUGGACUGAAGUAGGAAGGCAAGUGAGAUAUGUGUUCAGAAGAUCUUGUAGGCUGUGGGUAGAAAGGAAUUAUAUAAAUGGGUUCCUUGUGCAUGGAGCUGCUGCGUGAGUGCAAGGAGAGGGAGCAGGACAGCAGAUGAGCAGGGGAGGCACAAGGCAGAUGGAGAAAAUCAGUGAAACCAAAGAGAGAAAGAACUAGGUAUCUUUGAGAUCCCUUCCAACCCAAACCAUUCUGUAAUUCCAUGAUCUCAGCUGCCUCUGGCAGUUCCUUGCUGUCAUGGUUAACACAGUUUGGUUUUUAGUUGGAAAAAAACACAAAAUACUGUCUUGUAAGGACAUAUGAUUUCAUGUGGAAAGGACAGGGACCUAUCAGAAGCCAAUUCUUAGAUACUGACAUAUCGUUUGACCACUGAGGACGCUGAAUGCAACUUUGGAAAAUACCCAUCUGAAUCCUGACAGUGUGCAAGCUGGCCCUCCUCCUGCCAGCCUCAGAGGAGGUGAGAAGGCAGUCCCGGCUCUCUCCUUGCGGUGGGGCCAGGCCUGCCCGGGCCCGGCUUUUCACAGGAGACCCGCCGGGCCCGGUGACUCCCGGGCCGGGGGAGGCGGUCAGCCUGUGCCCCCGUCCCGCCCGGCCCGGGCUCGUAGCAGCUGUAAAACACCCUGCCGCUUCCCCCUGCUGGGGGGAGCCGGCCCAAGGCCCGGCCGCGGCCCUGAGCCCUUCCCCAGCAGAGCGAGGGGAGUCUGUGUCCUCUGAUGGCAGCUCCGAGCUGGGCCAGGCAGGCCGCUCCGGGAUCCCUCAUGGCGAAGUUCUCCUCAUCCUCUCAGCCUUUGAGAAUCCUGGAGGCUGCUGCCCGGCAGAGAUAUGUGACCAUCUGUGGGCCCGGGCGAGAAAGUGAACUCUUUCUUGGUACAAAAUAAAACUCCAGAGCACUAACCCUUCCAUGAGCGAGAAGAAAAAAGAGUAAACAUAGAGAAGACACAGCAUAAAGUCAGUAAAGAAAGUCCUAAGUAAGACAGGGAAGUGAGGAGUUACCUCGUUAGCUCAGCUUCUCUAGUAAAACCAUAGAGAAUAGACUAUUUCCUAUAACAUAUGAAUGCUGUUUAGGGGGGGAUGCAUGGCUCUAGUUGAAAGUUUUGAACUGAUAAAAUUGAGAUUUUUGAAUAGAAGAAGAAAAAGUGAUAUGAAGCACUUUGCUCCUAGGGAAAAAGGGGAUCUCCAGUUUUAGAGAUAAAGAUGAUUUUGGAGAUAGAAGAAGAGAAUCUAUUUUAUACUAGAAGAAGCAUCCUUAAACAGUACCCCUAAUAAGGUGAUAAGCCCAUAUGAAGCCAUGGAAGAGGCUAUUAGUAGUUAGAAUUUCACAGUUUGCAAAGGCUUUCAGGUAGCUGCAGAUUUGUGACAUGGGAGCUACUAGAGGACUGUUCAUGUGGCGAUGUCUCCAUGGAACUCUAAGAGAGACUC